Brassica napus (rape) is the source of this 3682-nucleotide messenger RNA. RefSeq lists its product as uncharacterized. The record is from RefSeq and is a predicted model, not a curated record. NCBI's taxonomy places the organism in Eukaryota, Viridiplantae, Streptophyta, Magnoliopsida, Brassicales, Brassicaceae. Gene Ontology annotation, molecular function: cysteine-type peptidase activity. Gene Ontology annotation, biological process: proteolysis. The coding region runs from base 2612 to 3682 and encodes 356 amino acids. The transcript has 3 exons.
AAAAACGCGAAAUAUAUACUGAUCGACCUGGUCCAUUUCACUCGAUCGGCGAAGGUCGAUUCUUUACAGAUCGACCGAUCCACUAAGGAUAGAUCGAUCGAUCCCGUGCCCAGGAAAGAAUCCCAAAUCGAUUUUUUUGGUUUUGUAUGAUUAUAUCCGGGUUGAUUCCCACUUGAUUUGAACCGACUAAGCAUGAUUUCAACUCUUUAAACUCGAUUUCUCUGGGACGAAAUCCUUAAUUUCCCAUUCACGAACAAAGGGGGAGAAAAUCAAAUUCUCACCCAAAGUUCAUUAACCCUAACUCACUCAAUUCUCUGAUUUGGACGAUUAUUUGGCCUAACUCAUACGAUUUUGUGAGCUUUUUACGAAUCUAUCACUCUUUAGUUUGUUCUGCAAAGGUAUGAAACUCUAUCUCCACUUCUUUUUAGAGUUUGAAAAUAGAAAGGUAAAAGGUAAUUUUUUUGGGUUAGUUAAGAUAUUUAGGCUUCAAUCAUGUGUUAAGGUGAUGAUUAGAGAAGAUUUUGUACACAAUCAUGGUUUAAAUCAUAUUUUUGGGAUAGAUUUAGGAAUUUUAGGUUUUUGUUAUUAAUAGAUAUAUGCUGUAUUGUUUUCAAAUUUCAGAUAUGGAGUUGGAGUUGCCUAAUCGUUUAUACGGUGAGGGAUUGGAACCUCAGGUUAAGAAGAUUAAUAACAGCUGCCGACUAAAACUUCUCGAGUUGCUAAAAGAAAAAAUGGAACCAGAAUUCGAUGAAGUUAUGAAAGAUCCCAUUUUUUCACAGAUUAUGGUUAUCCAGAAGAAUGAUCUGAAGUUUUCGGCGAGGUUGGUACACUCUUUCUUGUGUAAGGAGUUGAUGACAAGCAAGAGACAUGAGAAGUGGUUCACUUUCGCUAGGAGACCUAUGCGUUUUGGAUUGCAAGAGUAUCAUGCUGUCACUGGUCUGAAAGUGAAGCGAGAGAAUAACAGUGGGCUAGUGACAUGGAAAGACGAUAAUGGUUUUUGGAGCAAGCAGAUAAAGACAAAUGGAAAAAUAAAUUUGCAGAUCAUAAAAAAGAAGCAUUUGGAAGAGAGCAAUACCUGGACUUGGGUUGAUAGGGUGAGACUGAUAUAUCUUUGCGUUAUUAUGGGUGUGGUGAUGGGAAAGGAUGAGAAGGUGAAUAUCCCGCAUCUGUACAUGAAGUUGGCGAUGGAUUUGGAGAAGCUUCGGAAUUACCCAUGGGGUCUGUAUUCGUUUGAUUUCCUUCUGAAGCAAAUUGAUAAAACAAGGCAUAAAUUAGAGCAGAAAGAGGGGUAUCUGAUGGAAGGAUUCUUGUUUGGUUUCCAAAUUUGGAUAAUGGAAGCUGUUCCUGCUUUAGGAGAGAUUUGUGGCACAAAAGUCAGUAAAAAUUUUACAGGUCCACUGUGUGGUAAUUGGAGAGGAUGUGCAAAAUGUUCUUAUGAAGAUAUCAUUGGCGUUGAGAACUUAUUCCCAGAAAACGUAUGCAAUUUUUUUUUCAAAUUAAAAUAUUUAUUGUCUUGUUCACUUUACUAAUGAUUUGAUUGUUUGUAGGGGAUUUUGCAUUCAUUCAUGGAAUCCCACAUAGAUGGAGUGGUCCUUUUGGCAACUGAUUUUGUACAGAAGGAUGAGAAGAAAGAUGAAAGAGUAGAUCGUAUUUUAGAUAUGAUCAAUAGUAAACAUGAUUGGAACAAUCAUGUUUGGGGAGUAAAAGAAGCUACAAACUCUGAAUUUGAGGAAUCUGGCGAAGAGAAAGGAGAUGAUCAAAGAGCUGAUACUGAGAGAGGUGAAAAUAGUCAUGUUGCAGGGAAUGUUGAUGGCACAGCUGAUGUUUCGGGAAGAAACAAGAGAAAGCAUGCAGACCGAGGAGCAGAGUCAAGGAAGAAGAAUGUUUUGUGCCACCUAGCUGCUUCAUCAAAAGGAAAUAUUGACACAGAUAUGAAAAAUUUCUUGGAGGAUCUGGUACAAGCUUCUUUUACUACUUUUGGGGAGAAAUUCUGUCAGCAGUUCUCGGACAGGUUGGGUAAGAUUGAGACUGAGGUUACACAACUCAGGACAGCUUCAGAGAGAACUGAGCAAUUUGAGACCGUUGUAACCGACAGAUUGGGGAAAAUUGAGGCUGAGGUUACACAGCUCAGGACAAGUUUAGUGGUGACUGAAUUGGUGGGAAAGAGUGAUCAAGCAAGCGGUCCUAGCUUGACCAAAAUCAACAGUGGUCCUAGCACCAGCAAAAAAGGCACUGCUCCAUCAAAGAAAAAGGUAACUACUAAGAGAAAGAGUUAAAAGUUGUUGAAAGCUUGGAACUAGGCGAUGGAAUGUAGGUCUUUGAAGCUAGGUUGUUAGAACUUGGAAUGAGGCGGUAAUAUGUAUUUGAAACUUGUCGUUUAUGUAAUCACUAUAUUUAAUGUAAUAUGUAUUUGGAAGUUUGUAUGUUUAUUAUGGAUUUCGAACUUGGCGUUUAUGUCUAUUCUCUGUUUUGAACAUGAAAUUUGUAUGUGUAAUUUGUAAUUGUACGUGUUUGUCAACAGGCUGUAAAAAACCAAGAGUUAAAGACUGCUGAUUCGUGUGUCAAUUUACCUCGUGCAAAAGUUACUCAAUCAUCAGCUAGUGAUCUUAGUAUGGGUACACAAGAGUUUUUGGAAAGUUGCAUGAAGAACCUUCCAUUAGACACAUUUGUGAAAGGUUUGAAUCCUUCUCAAGCUAAAGUCGAAGAUUCAUUGGAUUGGUUGGAACUUCCAAAAUCAUUGAAAAAGCCAACAGAUUCAUUGGAACUUCAAAAAUCAUUGAAGAAGCCAGCGGUCCGAUUAGAUGACCGAGAUAUAGAGCUAGACGGCGAAAAUUUCCCUGAUCGCUGCUUGGUGUUUGUGCAUCCUACAGAUUUUAAGAAGAUGCAGGACUGGCAAGAUACACGAACAGCUAUACAGAUUGGUCCUUCUAUGUUAGACGGUGAUCUAGCCGGACGUAUUAUGUCUGCCAGCAGUUGGCUUAAAAACUACGAAAUUGAUGCUAUAAUGUAUGUUUUCCGGGAAAGAACAACAUUGAAACGAUGGAACGUAGACCGUGUUGCUUUCAUGACAUGCGUCUUCAGCGACCUCAUUGCUAAGGAUUACCAGAAUUUCUGUAAGGGUAUUAAGAAAUACACUAUGGAUCCAUUACUACUGCAAUACGGUAAAGGUGAACUGCCUUCCCAUGGAAAAACACAGAUGUUGUGGAAUGUCGAUGUGGAUCGGAUGUACGUUCCUGUCUGGGUCAAUUGCAACCAUUGGAUUGCUUUAUGCAUCAGUUUUGUGACUAGGAAUAUCCAGGUGUUUGACUGCGGGGGUAAAAAAAAAAUCAAGGAAGUGGAAGCUUUCGCGCAGCUUAUUCCUCGGAUUGUCAAGGCCGUGCAGUCAUUGACAAUACAGAAGCAUUUCCACAUCACUCCGUACAAUGUUUCCUAUGUACCUAUGAGUGGUCUUAACCGACUUCAAUGUCAUUGUGGUGUGUACACUAUAAAACACAUCGAAUGCCACGUGCUUGGGUUGGACAUAUCUAUGGUGAAUGAUGAGAACAUCUGGGGAGCUCGGAUAAAGAUUAUGUGGGAUCUAUGGGAAGCAGCUAAUGAUCUAGAACUGAUUGAGAGAAUGUCAAAGUAUGAACCUAUUAAGUGUAGUAAGCCUGCCGAGUAUGUUGAGAUUGAUGAUUUAUGA